AUGACUAUCUCAGAUAAGGAAUUGUUUGAGUUAAACAAGAAGGCUGUUGAGAACGGUUUUAAGAUUGACCCUCGUGUUGAAUAUAAUACAGUCAGUGGUGUCAACGGUCCAUUGGUUAUUCUAGAACGUGUGAAGUUCCCAAGAUAUAAUGAAAUUGUCAAUCUGACACUGCCAGAUGGCUCUAUCAGACAAGGUCAAGUGCUGGAAGUUAGAGGCGAUCGUGCCAUUGUUCAAGUUUUUGAAGGUACAUCCGGUAUUGAUGUUAAGAAGACCACUGUGGAAUUCACAGGUCAAAACAUGAGAAUUCCAGUGUCUGAAGACACAUUGGGUAGAAUUUUCGAUGGUUCUGGUAGACCUACUGAUAACGGUCCAAAGGUUUUCGCUGAAGAUUAUCUUGACAUCAACGGUUCACCUAUCAACCCAUAUGCUCGUAUUUACCCAGAAGAAAUGAUUUCGACAGGUAUUUCUGCGAUUGAUACCAUGAACUCUAUUGCUCGUGGUCAAAAGAUUCCUAUUUUCUCUGCAUCUGGUCUGCCUCACAAUGAAAUUGCUGCGCAAAUUUGUAGGCAAGCUGGCCUGGUUAGACCUACAAAGGAUGUUCAUGAUGGUCAUGAAGAGAAUUUCUCCAUUGUGUUUGCUGCCAUGGGUGUUAACCUAGAAACAGCCAGAUUUUUCAAGCAAGAUUUUGAAGAGAAUGGUUCAUUGGAGAGGACGUCGUUAUUCUUGAACUUGGCCAACGAUCCAACCAUUGAGAGAAUUAUCACACCUAGACUAGCGCUAACCACCGCUGAAUACCUUGCAUACCAAACAGAGAGACACGUUUUAACGAUUCUAACAGAUAUGUCAUCGUAUGCCGAUGCAUUGAGAGAAGUUUCUGCUGCCAGAGAGGAAGUUCCAGGUAGAAGAGGUUAUCCAGGUUACAUGUACACAGAUUUAUCCACCAUAUACGAGAGAGCUGGUCGUGUUGAAGGGCGUAACGGUUCGAUUACCCAGAUUCCUAUCUUGACUAUGCCUAACGAUGAUAUCACGCAUCCAAUUCCGGAUUUGACUGGUUAUAUUACCGAGGGCCAGAUCAGUGUUGACCGUCAACUAUAUAACAAGGGUGUGUACCCACCUAUCAAUGUGUUGCCAUCGUUGAGUAGAUUAAUGAAGUCUGCCAUUGGUGAAGGUAUGACCAGAAAGGACCACGGUGAUGUCUCGAACCAGCUGUACGCCAAGUACGCCAUCGGUAGGGACGCCGCCGCCAUGAAGGCCGUCGUUGGUGAAGAGGCUCUGUCCAUCGAGGACAAGCUGUCGUUGGAGUUCCUGGAGAAGUUCGAGAAGACCUUCAUCAGCCAAGGUGCGUACGAGAACAGAACUGUGUUUGAGUCUCUAGACCAGGCGUGGUCCUUGCUACGUAUCUACCCCAAGGAGAUGCUGAACAGAAUCUCGCCUAAGAUCCUGGACGAGUUCUACGACAGAUCCAGGGAGGUCGAAGAGGCCGAGGCCGACGAGCAGGACCCAGACCAAAGAGAAGAGUCCCUGAUCUAG
Molecule: messenger RNA, 1530 nt
Organism: Nakaseomyces glabratus
Lineage: Eukaryota; Fungi; Ascomycota; Saccharomycetes; Saccharomycetales; Saccharomycetaceae
Gene: VMA2
Product: H(+)-transporting V1 sector ATPase subunit B
Biological process (GO): ATP metabolic process; proton transmembrane transport; vacuolar acidification
Cellular component (GO): proton-transporting V-type ATPase, V1 domain
Molecular function (GO): proton-transporting ATPase activity, rotational mechanism; ATP binding
Source: RefSeq, a predicted model, not a curated record